Rhododendron vialii is the source of this 1231-nucleotide messenger RNA. RefSeq names its product transcription factor MYB1-like. NCBI's taxonomy places the organism in Eukaryota, Viridiplantae, Streptophyta, Magnoliopsida, Ericales, Ericaceae. The coding region runs from base 24 to 1202 and encodes 392 amino acids. The record is from RefSeq and is a predicted model, not a curated record. The transcript is spliced from 3 exons.
GAUUUUGCACAAUUAAGGAAAGAAUGGACAUGGUUCCAUUAGGAGUGAGAAAGGGUGCUUGGACUGAGGAAGAAGACUUUCUUCUUAAGAAGUACGUUGAGAAACAUGGAGAGGGGAAGUGGCACCAAGUCCCCCACAAAGCAGGAUUAAACAGAUGCAGGAAAAGUUGUAGGCUGAGAUGGUUGAAUUACUUGAGGCCAAAUAUUAAAAGAGGGAAUUUUACUAUGGAUGAAGUUGAUCUCAUUAUUAGGCUUCAUAAGUUGCUUGGCAAUAGAUGGUCGCUAAUUGCAGGUAGACUUCCGGGAAGAACAUCGAAUGAUGUCAAGAAUUACUGGAACGUCCAUCUCCACAAGAAACCAAAUGAUCAAAUUCGGGAAGAUGUACAGAAAUCGGAAAUGACACAGAGCACGAUGGAAAAAGCCAAAGUCAUACGACCUCGACCUCGUACCUUCUCGAAGAAUCUACAUUGCUUGAUGGGUAAAACUGUCAUUACAGAUAAAACUGAUCAGACGAAAGAGAAUCUCUCCGAGCCAUUCCAAACUCCUUCACUGGGAGAUGAUGACGGAAUAUUGUGGCGGGGUAACAUGUUAUCUGAUCCUGAUAUUAACAUAAGAAUGAUGACAUGGACCAAUGAAGAAGUGAUUAUGGAGGGUGGGGGCGAAAAGGAAAAAUCAAGUAUGCAGGGAGCUGGUAGGGAUCCUUUCAGACUUCCAAGAAGAACAUCGAAUGAUGUCAAGAAUUACUGGAAUACCCAUUUGCACAAGAAACCGAAUGAUCAAAUUCGGGAAGAUGUACAAAAAUCAAAAAUGACCCAAAGCACAAAGGAAAAAAUCAAAGUCAUACGACCUCAACCUUGGACCUUCUCGAAGAAUCUACCUUGGCUAAUGGGUAAAACUGUUAUUUCGGAUAAAACUCAAACGAAAGAGAAUUUCUUCGAGCCAUUCCAAACUUGUUCAUUGGGGGAUGAUGACGGAAUAUUGUGGUGGGAUAACAUGUUGUCUGAUCCUGAUGUUAACCAAGGAAUGAUAACAUGGACCAAUGACGAAGUGAUUAUGGAGGGUGGGAGCGAACAGGAAAAAUUAGGUAUGCAGAGAGCUGGUAGGGAUCCUUUCAGAUGUGUUCAAGAAGAUCAAAGUGGUUGGAGUGAUUUUUUUAUGGACAAUAUGGACCUUUGGGAUAUUUUGGGAGAUGAUCUCAUGUAGAACAUGGCGCUUUAUUUUUCUCUGAAAUG